Schistocerca nitens (vagrant locust) is the source of this 4806-nucleotide messenger RNA. RefSeq names its product lysosomal-associated transmembrane protein 4B-like. The coding region runs from base 196 to 894 and encodes 232 amino acids. The transcript has 6 exons. The record is from RefSeq and is a predicted model, not a curated record. Lineage: Eukaryota; Metazoa; Arthropoda; Insecta; Orthoptera; Acrididae.
CCCCGGGCUUCUGCAGCGCUCCGUGCGGCGCGCAACGGAACUGGAAUCCCGGCUGAGCUGGCGCAGCAGCUUCAGUUGCGUCCCAGCCGCCAACGCUUAAACAACGUUGGAACCGAAUCAGUUUUGCAGAACGAAUAGAAGAGGACGAGACGAAAGCACAUAAAACUACGCUGGUGAUCCAGAAAGCAGCUGGUAAUGACGGUGCGAACCCAGGCAAACACGAUGAUACUGGCAGACUGCUGCUGCGGCUGCUCACUGCGCACGGGAACCAUCCUCAUAGCGCUCUGGUACCUGGCAGCCAGCCUGGUGCAGCUGGCGACAAUGGCGUACCGGCUACACACAGGGGACUACAUGGGUGGAGCCAACGACCAGACGCUGCAGCGCAUGUUCAGCAGUGACUCCAACUCGCUGCUGCCGCACCCCUACGUGGACACCGUCGAGAUCAUGUAUACAUUCUCGCUUCUGAUCACCAGCAUCGUACUGAACGUAAUAGAGGCUCUGGCUUGUGCUAUGCUUCUGUAUGAUGGAAUAAAGGAAACUAUCAGAUUUGCGCUACUAUGGGUGAUCAUCAAGGCCAUAGUUACUUGUUUGAGCUCACUGGUGAUGGUUCAGAUGUCUACUGCAUUUUUAUCAGAUGAUGAAUUCUAUCUCCCUGGUAUCAUUGGACUUCUGAUAUGCGGUAUAUUUAUGGCAAUCAGUGCUUAUUUCAUCCUGGUUGUCUACAGUUUCUAUAGAGGUCUGCGACAGAAGCUUGCACCCAAAGUGCAUAUUGUGAAGAAAGGUAACACAGUAAACAAGCAAAAAUCUAAUGGCGCAAAAAUGAAUGGUGCUGCAAAUGCCAGGCCUCCGAUUCAAGAGGGCGAGAAGAAAUAUGCUAAUGUGAGCGAAGCUUAAUCAACACGUACUACCUGUGAAUGUUUACGCUAAUCUAUUUCUUCAACUACAUCUGAAUGUCGAUAUUAUUGUCAAAAAGGAAUUCUUAUGUGUCCAGUUAAUUCACAUGUAAAUUGUUGACAUUAAGGAGACUGUCUGUUAGAGGGAGGUCAUGGUAUGCAGUCAGAAAUGGGAGAACUAUUAAAGAUAAUAGUAAAACUGCUGAUGGUGGAUUUGAAACAAUCUGUUCCAAAUAAUGAAUAACAUACAUUACACUUAGAAGAGGAAACCCGUGAGAAAAGUUUCCUGGUUAUGACUUGUAAUAUCUAAAAAGUUUUACUAUCUUCACAGCUGCAACCCCCCAUGAAGUAAAAUGUAAUACAGUUCCAGAUGCUACAUGAAAUGGUUGUUGACUAUCCAUUAACCUGACGGGAUAGUAGAUGUGUUGUCUUCAUAAUUCUCGCCUCAUAAAAGACCACUGAAUUUCUUCUUAAAGAAGGACUGUGAGUCCAUAACCACUGUCAUAUUAUCCAUUACGGUAUGUUUACCAAAGUGUGACAGUACUGGUAUCUCUGUAAUUUCAGAUGUGGUCUUAUAAUUGCCAGUGACUGUCAAGAAAAUUGUUAUGAUGUAUGAUGGCAAUGUCACAUAUUUAAUUUGGGAAUGUUCAUUCUAUAACAAAACAAAAACAAGUACUAACAUGCUCUUUGCGUUUGGUGUUAUUGAAUAAUUUAGUUUUCUGAAACAUUCAGUCAGAGUCUUCCUAAGUUAAAAUUGAGCGUAAUCCAAUACGAAAAACCAUGUGUUUUCAUAGAUGAUAGAGGCACAUGAAAAAGUGCGAUAUUUACAUUGUAUUUUCGACGUGGGUUAGAUAUAGCCUAAAUAACAUGUAGUUAAAAAUACUGCAGGAAGUAUACAUUUAUUUUGCCAAAAUAACCAGUGGAAGUUCAUUAACACAUCCACUGGACAUAAAUGAAAUGAUCUGCUUCCAAUCACGAAAAACUUUCCCACUGUUUUCAUUCAUUAAAAAAAAUUAACUGUGACUGUGUGUUGCAGUCGUGGUGUAUAAGCAGUUUCAAUCAGUUAUUACAGAAAUUGUCAUACCACUUAGUAAUCAAUGUAUGCAGUGAAAAAUAAGUAAAAGAACACUUAGAAUUUAUUUUUAUCUGAAAAGGUUUAUACUCCAUGUCUCCUACAUUGCAUCACUGGAUCUCAUAUAAGCAAGCACGAGACUCAAACUACUUAAGACAAAUAUUUUAAAACAAUUGUUGGUAUGUUUAAAUAUUCCAACUACACACUCUUCACAAACACUUGAUUUCAUGUAUCUCUCCAUGCUGGGCACUGACCAAAUUAUUUUUGAUAUCAGUACAUUUUGAAUGGAACAUUUGUGUUUCUUAAUUUAAAUAUCAUCUCAGUUCCUUAAGUCAUAAAAUUUCUCUCAGAUCCAGAAACACAUUUUCCAUGUCAAGCAAAAUAUGUGAUGUCAUAUAAAAUUCCAAAAGUAUAUUAUUGCAUAAGUGAUACAAUCAGACUUUACAAAGUGGAAGCAAGUCAUUUACACCUUGCUUUGAAUAUUUUUAGCUCUUUGGAGACAUUUAUGUAUACCCUUUAAAACCAAAUGAGAAAUACACACUUAACAACCAUCUAAUACCAUCACCAAUAAAAUAUAAUAGCACAUAUCUGCAGCUUGUCCUGUGUUUUACAGUUGAAGACAUGUUUCUCAUGGGGUAAUAAACAGCACAUAGCAUAAAUCUGACAGAAUGAUGGGAAGAUUAAUGGUAAUGGAUUUAUUUCAAGUGAUCUUACAUAAUCAAUAUGUAGUAAUUAUAUUUCUGUUCAAUUAUUCUGUGUACUUUGUACUGUCAAUGGAAUAUAUUAAUCUUGAUGUCAAGAGAUAAACAUAAUAAACUCUCGAUGUUCACACCUUGCAAUAUGUAUAAAAAUUGUGUGAGUAGCUGGUGUUCUUUGUAGAAGAUAACUGUAAUAUCUUAUAACAGUAUGUAAAAGACACACUACCCUUUGGUGUUAUUUCCUUAUUACUCACUCAGUUACCUGAAACAUGAACUAUUAUUUAUAUCUGCAGCUUGUCCUGUGUUUUACAGUUGAAGACAUGUUUCUCAUGGGGUAAUAAACAGCACAUAGCAUAAAUCUGACAGAGUGAUGGGAAGAUUAAUCGUAAUGGAUUUAUUUCAAGUGAUGUGACAUAAUCAAUAUGUAGUAAUUAUAUUUCUGUUCAAUUAUUCUGUGUGCUCUGUACUGUCAAUGGAAUAUAUUAAUAUUGAUGUCAAGAGAUAAACAUAAUAAACUCUCGAUGUUCACACCUUGCAAUAUGUAUAAAAAUUGUGUGAGUAGCUGGUGUUCUUUGUAGGAGAUAACUGUAAUAUCUUAUAACAGUAUGUAAAAGACACACUACCCUUUGGUGUUAUUUCCUUAUUACUCACUCAGUUACCUAAAACAUGAACUAUUAUUUAUAUCUGCAGCUUGUCCUGUGUUUUACAGUUGAAGACAUGUUUCUCAUGGGGUAAUAAAGAGCACAUAGCAUAAAUCUGACAGAGUGAUUUCAAGUGAUGUGACACAAUCAAUAGGUAGUAAUUAUAUUUCUGUUCAAUUAUUCUGUGUGCUCUGUACUGUCAAUGGAAUAUAUUAAUAUUGAUGUCAAGAGAUAAACAUAAUAAACUCUCGAUGUUCACACCUUGCAAUAUGUAUAAAAAUUGUGUGAGUAGCUGGUGUUCUUUGUAGGAGAUAACUGUAAUAUCUUAUAACAGUAUGUAAAAGACACACUACCCUUUGGUGUUAUUUCCUUAUUACUCACUCAGUUACCUAAAACAUGAACUAUUAUUUAUAUCUGCAGCUUGUUCUGUGUUUUACAGUUGAAGACAUGUUUCUCAUGGGGUAAUAAAGAGCACAUAGCAUAAAUCUGACAGAGUGAUUUCAAGUGAUGUGACACAAUCAAUAGGUAGUAAUUAUAUUUCUGUUCAAUUAUUCUGUGUGCUCUGUACUGUCAAUGGAAUAUAUUAAUAUUGAUGUCAAGAGAUAAACAUAAUAAACUCUCGAUGUUCACACCUUGCAAUAUGUAUAAAAAUUGUGUGAGUAGCUGGUGUUCUUUGUAGGAGAUAACUGUAAUAUCUUAUAACAGUAUGUAAAAGACACACUACCCUCUGGUGUUAUUUCCUUAUUACUCACUCAGUUACCUAAAACAUGAACUAUUAUUUAUGACAAUUUGCCAUCCUUUUUUUACAUGUUUUUAGAGCUAGAUGACCAAGUUCUGGUUGUAUAGAAUUAUCAUAGAUGUUUUAAGAAACUUCAUACAAAUUUCUUAUUCUUUUGCAUAUUUGUUAUGUAAGCCGGAAACUAACUCGACUAGUAUGCAGUUCAUGGACAUGAAUUUCCAUAUGUUCUGUUGUAAUUCAUGAAGCAAGUUUAUUAUGGAGGCAGUGUACUGUUUUGUUUUUCUGAUAACCUACUUCCUUGCAAAUGUGGCUAUAUCUUUCUGUUUGUUCUGUCUGGCUUUAAAAUCAAAUUAUUUUUAUAAUUAUGGUGAUCAUUGGAAUUUGAAACUAUGCUCUAAAGAUUCCCAUAAAUGUACCUGAACUACAGAUUUACUAUUUAAAGUCAAUGUAUGAAGUGUAAAAACAUGUAAUUAACUAGAAUAAUAAAGCAAGGUCAGGUGCUAAUCUAUAAUUUUGAUGCAUUUCAACUAAAUUAUUCUGUUGAUCCAUAUGUUUAAUAUUAUUAAGUUCCCCUAACAUCACAUAGACAAAAGGAAAUUACGAAAAGCUCAGUAUGUUCUACAUAACAGAGACUUAUAUUUGGAGGUCAUCCAAUUGCGUGUGUUAACUUUAUGAAUAGUGCUUUUGUCCUGUGAAGACACUGUCUAAUUUAACACAGGUUUAAUGUUGUAUGUUUAAAGCAUGCUAAUAAAGUAACCUAUUU